CUGAACAACAGCUCGUGCGUCGGGACCGUCCCGACAGCGGGAGGAACAGAGGAGCAGAUCACCGUGAUGAGAAGCUAGCUUUGUUUUAUCUUGGUGGUAUUUAUGUGUCUUUCCCCCUUUUACACACUUCAAAAAGUUCGCUUCGGUUGUAUGAGCGGACACACACGGUGUCUCCCUGGAAACUGUGAGACGAGAGGUGUUAAAUUACAAAAAUGGGUCGCAGGUUUUCGGUUGUCGGGAAGAACAGGGGCUCACAGAAAAUGAGUGGAUAUCGACCGCACCGGCAAAAUUUGUGAACAGGUGAAGAGAGAAAACAGACAGAGAGACCUGCUGCCUGAUCAUGACUGCUAUGGUUCGUCCUGGACACAAUGUUUCAGAGCUUUGCCUAGAAGGAGACAAGUUCCUUGAGGCUGGAGAGCUCAGCAGGGCUACCUCUCUCUACAUGUCGGCCUUCAGGACUCACGCCGCCUCCACCGUGUCCCACAUGCGAAAAUUAAAGUCCCACCUGAGUGGGGUGAUCUUCACGCUAGAAGGCUGGCUUGACGGUCACGGGGAGAACCAGCCAUUAGAGGGUUUUAAUAAAGGUCUUGUGGCCGUGUUUCUGUCCACACUCUGCCCCAACAAUCUGUCAGCCACCAUUUUCAAAAUGGAGUCUCUCCUUCAGGGUGGUGGGCAUGGCUGUGAGGAGAUUUUUGCUCGCUGCACUGCUCUGCUUGAUGGGAAGCAAAACCCUCACCCACAAGGUGCGACUGGCAUUGUGUUGGAGAUAACUCGUGCCCUGGCCUGCCUGUUCUCAGAGCCUCACAGUAUCAAGGGGCUGAAGCUUUACCUCAGAGCUUACCAGAGCAACAAAUCUGAAACCAUCACACUGGUUAGAAGCAGACAAGCUCAGCAUGUACCUAAAAUAGUGAGGGCUAUUACAGACCAGUUACUGCACAUGCAUCCUUCUCUAAUACUUGACAGCGAGUGUGCAGUGACAGAAGUGGAGAAUGAUAAACCAGAUGAAAAAGCCUCUACUAUUAUUGAGUUUUUGUUGGCCAUCUCACCUGGUCAUAGAGAAGUUCAGGAACUUCAAGCAGUACAUUUGUUUCUGACAGGCAGGUUUGGGGACAGUGCAGAUGUGUACUCUGCUCUGCUGCAUCAUGGUCAUUGUCAGAAAACAUCUGAGAGUAGUACAGACAAGUCAUUUCAAGACACCCCUGAGAAGAGAGCUCGACUCUUAACCGGUCGAGCAGCUGCCUGCUUGUCAGCAGGUGGACAGACUGCAGAGGCGUGCAGGGAUCUGGGGGAAGCAUUUGAGAUCCACCCUGCCACUGCCCGAGUUUAUUUCCAGAAGCUUUUCACAGAUCAGGGUACAGGGCUGGCUGCUCGCAACCAUCUCCGUCAGCAGGCGGAGAGGGGCUUGUCUGGUUACAAAGACAGGGUCCUGAUCCGUCCAGAUCUGCGCUCCUCUGAAGGAGUUGAACUCCUGGACCCUGUGAUCACUCAGUUACGGGCUCUUUGCCGCUUAGAGCCUGAUGGGGGAGGCAGAGAGCUGCGGGUGCGCCUGGCUGACUGCCUUCUCCUCAGAGGGGAACACAAGGAGGCCCUCUCGAUCUGUAGCCAGCUAGCUGCUGCCCAAGGUCAUCAGAGCUAUCAGAACACAGUGCAAGUCCUUCGUGGAUAUGCACGACUUCUCUCAGAAGACCACAAGGGGGCGUUAGAAGACUUCCAGGCUGUGAUCGAACACAACACCCCCCACCCAUCCAGUUGUGUGCGGGCGCUGUGUGGCAGGGGGCUCCUGCGCAUGUUGGGCGGCUUGAACUACCUCACAGCUCUUGACUAUGUGACAGCUAGCAGGCUGCAGCCUCAGGAAACAGCGCUGACUGUUCGCUGCUUGGUGCCGUGGAACUAUCGGGGACUUUUGGUCACUGUUCUACUGGAGCAGGGACAAGUCAUGCUGGAAGGGACUGGAGAGCAAGAAUCCAAGUCCUGUUCCAGUGAAAACCUCCAGCAGCCUCAGCAAGGGGAUCAGCCACAGGCCAAGUCAAAAAGAGACAACCACAGAUCAGGGUUAGGGACUCCUGCUGGUGUCCAGUCGCUGGCUGUGCUGCUGAUGGAGCUCCAGCCGGGUGCUGAUGGGUCUCAGAUCCUGGCAGCAGAUGCCUUGUACCAGCUUGGCCGGGUGGAGGAGGCCUACCGGUUACUUCUUUCUGUUGGGCCCACUAGUCCUCGGGCAGCCAUACUGGCUCGCCUUGCCCUACUGCAGCUGCACAGAGGCUUUCUAUAUGACACCAAUCAGCUGCUGAAAAAGCUCAUUCAGUGCGGUGAUACAAGCUGCUUGCGGCCCUUGUUGGCGGUGGCACAACAGAAGGAUCGGGGACUGCUUCAGGCUCACUGCCACUCUGCUGCAAAACGCAUCCUGGAGGGCACGCGAGAGGAGAGCGCUGUCAGGGAGGCUGUGGCAUAUCUCUCCAUCGCUAUCAUGGCCUCCGGUGGCGAGGCAGCAGACUCUUUACUGGAGAGAGCGAGGUGUUAUGCUCAGCUGGGCCAACGAAAGACAGCCAUCUUUGACUUCAGUGUCAUUCUGAAGGAACACCCAAAACAUGUUCAGGCCCUCUGUGGACGAGGCUUCACCUAUCUCAUGCUGAACCAACAGAAGGAGUGCACUCAUGAUAUCCUGGCAGCACUGCACAUAAACACUGACAUAGUUAUCAAAGACAUCCUGUCACUCAAGGACAAGGCACGGAAGCUGGUCUGUGAUUGGUUGCAUCAGUUCUGUCGGACCAAUCUGUCAGACAUCCUGGUCGCUCAUGCUGUCCCCUGCCAUGAAGAGCAGCUCAGAGAGGCUUUCAUAAUUGGUGGAGCUUUGAUGAGGACCGACUGCAGAGACCCCAGAUGGCAUCUCCUCUAUGUGGACACACUCUUAGCCAAAGGUGAAGUUAAGGCAGCAGGUGCUCACCUGUGCCAGGUGUUUGGUCAGGAGCCAAGAGAUGCAGUGGCCCAGGCCAGGGUGGGUGUGGUGGAGGCCUGGCAGCAGAACUACCGCAGCGCAGCUUGCAGGCUCAGCAAACUGACUGAGAAAGACUCAUCCAAUCUGGACCUCUUGCUGGCGCUGAUCCCAUUAAAUCAGCGGAAACGCGUGGCACAGGCAGCAGCACAGGAGGCCAGCAAUGUAUCCUCAGGUGGUCAGUGGCAUCAGGCCGUCUCACUCCUGACUGUGGCAGUACAAGCUGUGGGCAAUCACAGACUCCAGUAUCUUCGCCAGCGGGCUGCCUGCCUCGCUCAACUUGGCCUACAUGAGCGGGCCAUAGCUGACCUAGACAGAGUUAUCCAGAGACACGACGGGUCUGACAUCAGCUGCUCAGAUGAUCCUAAAGUCUGGGUGGAGGACCUGUGUCGGCGAGGCCGCAGCCUGGUGAUCUGUUCAAGAGAAGGAGCAGCUCUGGAGGACUUCACUCGGGCUUUGGAGCUCCACAGGAACAGAGCCAUCCAGUGUGUGGAGGCUGGUCUGGGGAGGCUGCGCCUGGCUGAGUGCUUUCUGCGGGGGGCGCUGCAGCACUAUGCGAACCAGCAACUGGAUAAAGCCUGGACAUUGAUUGAAUGCGGCCUUGUUGUGGACAGUGAGAACGCAGAGCUCCGCAGACUGAGGGCUAGGGUCAAACGAGAAGUGGCCAGCCCCUGCAAUGUCAACUAGUCACACAGGGAGCCGGAGCUCUUAGUGCCUGUACUUUAAGAUGUCUUAUUGCGGAGGAACAACCUCACUGAUGAGAAAUCUUUUUAUGGUUCUUUGAGGACUCUGAGCUUCACUUCAUAUGAUGUCUUCCAAUUUCACUUCAAGUCUGUAGGAUUAACAGCAGUGUUUGUUAUA
This is a messenger RNA of Acanthopagrus latus (yellowfin seabream), 3850 nucleotides long. RefSeq names its product tetratricopeptide repeat domain 34 (gene ttc34). Gene Ontology annotation, molecular function: protein binding. The transcript is spliced from 8 exons. Lineage: Eukaryota; Metazoa; Chordata; Actinopteri; Spariformes; Sparidae. Bases 341 to 3676 code for a protein of 1111 amino acids. The record is from RefSeq and is a predicted model, not a curated record.